UUGUCAAUUGUCAUAAAGUUUGGUUAAAUAUCGUUCAGCUGUCACGUCAGAAUUUAAUCGCCUCGGAUUUAAUCCUUCUGGCGAUUUAAUGUAGUCGUAACGACGCACAAAGCAGGUGCGAACACAUCAGGAUUCAACGUUCCCUGGACUCGACUUCGCAAGUAAAUCCAACGGGUCAUAUGACUCAAUUUUGCCAAUAGCCCAUAAUUGACGGCGAUUUAGUCUGAUUAAGGGGCAUAGUAGUGGGAUUUUCACGGGGGUGUCGACAUGCCGAGCGCUAGUCUGGUUGUUCCUAUUGUGCUAUGGGGAAAACACGCCCCCACACACUGUAUAUCCUGCAUUUAUCUAUCCAAGGACCUUAAGACAUUGGUCACAGGAUGUUACGAUGGACAAAUUUGCCUUUGGCAAGUCGAUCCAGAAACACUCAAAAUGACACCAAGGUGCUUAUUAGUGGGUCAUUCAGCACCUAUUUUAUGUUUAUCAUCAGCUUCUGCAGUCCCCGAUAAUAAUUACAUUGUAUCUAGUUCCGAAGCGGGGGAAAUGUGCACUUGGGAUUUGGUUGAUGGGAAAUGUAGGGAAUCUUCUAAAUUACAACAUGUACAUACUAAUAUUCAGUCUUACCACAUGAGCAAUUGUGAAGAUGUUAGAUUAUUCUGCAAUGGUUAUUACCCAGAAAUAGUAGUAAUGGAUCCAUUUAGUUUAGAGAUUUUAUUUACAUUAUCUUCAAGAUACCACCCAGAUUGGAUUAGCGCGUUACAUGUAAUUAGACCUGUUCGUCGUAAAGACGACGUUGUUUUGGCGAUAACAACCACAGGAAUGGUGAAAGUGUGGACGUUACUUGGGCAUGAAAAUAAACAUUGCGAGCCCAUUUACGAAAACGAAAGUAAACAAAUUGAACCGUUAAAUUCUGUUUGUUUACGUUGUUGUAUGCAAAAUCAAAGAAUUGUAUUAAUAGUUUGUAGUAAACAAUGGUUAAUAUAUGAUGCAGGUGAUUUUAGCAAAUUGUGUUCUAGUACGGCUGUGGAUGGUGAAAGGUUUAUGUCUGGUGAUUUUUUGGAUAUUGAUAGGAUAAUUGUGUGGACGGAUGCCGGGAAAGGAUAUCUUUAUAAGUUACCUACGAACAGCAUUCCUGAUAAUGCAAAUUUCCACACAAUGACACCAGAAUCUGAUAAACCAUUACUAUAUUAUGUAUUAAGCGAACAAGAUAGUAAACUUUUAUCUUGUCCCCCAGCGAUGAGAUUUUUAGUAACUCAAAGGCAGGGAGUCGUCCAUCGUUAUUUAUUAAGAGGCGAUUCUGAAGGUUACGUUCAUAUAUGGAACAUGCCAAAUAUAACGUCUUCAGAUACAAAGCAAAUGGAAAAUGGUCCAUUGCACAUGAAAGCUGCUCUUGUAACUAGCCUUACACAAGCUUGGGACGAAAUGAAUCCCACGCCUAUCGGAAUAUUAGAUCAACUUGAAAAAGCAGAUUCUUUUGCCGUUAAAUUAACUGCAAGUAUAUAUUUACCUGGUCAAAGUCGAUUAGUUGUGGGAAGAGAAGAUGGGACGAUUAUUAUAGUACCCGCUACGCAAACUAUUAUGUUACAAUUAUUACAUGGAAAUCAUCAACAAUUUGAUGAUUGGCCUAAACAUCAUAUUUUAUCCGGUCAUGGCGGACGUGUUAAUUGUUUACUCUAUCCUCAUCGUGAACAUUCAAGAUAUAACAAAAAUUUCUUGGUUUCUGGAGGUGUGGAUUUUGCCGUUUGUAUCUGGGAUUUAAAUGCCGGGCUACUUUUACAUCGAUUUUGUGUACAUGCAGGAGAAAUUACUCAGUUAUUAGUACCACCUCAUACUUGUAGUUCUAGGAUACAAAAGUGUAUAUGUUCAGUUGCUUCUGAUCAUUCGGUCACUUUACUAAGUUUAACAGAAAAGAAAUGUGUUUGCUUGGCUUCAAGACACUUAUUUCCGGUUACGACGAUAAAAUGGAGACCUUUAGAUGAUUUUAUGAUUGUUGGUUGUUCUGAUGGGACAGUUUACGUUUGGCAAAUGGAAACUGGUCAUUUAGACCGAGUUCUUCAAGGUAUAGCGGCAGAAGAAGUAUUAUAUGCUUGCGAAGAAAAUGAAACGAAUUUCUUAACGUCGUCUGAAGUUGGUUUAGCAAAUCCUGCGGUACAUUUCUUUAGAGGAUUACGCCAUCGAAAUUUAUCGGCUAUUCGUCAUGCAACUCAAAGAGGGCUUCAUCAGCUUCAACAACUGGGUGCUCAUGCAAAUAACGACGAUCCCCACAUGCAACGCAGUCAAAAUUCUCCGUUAUCGAUACAAGGAUUACGAACCAACCCGAAAGAUCCCGAAAGUCAUAUAUUAUUCUUUGAUAUCGAGGCGCUAAUUGUCGAAUUGUUAAGCGAAGAAUACUCGGCGAUGUCCCCGGGUAGUUUGGAAGCGGCGGGGCUAAUUUCGCAAGCGGAAUAUUUAAAGGUGGCAGCACUGACACAAAGCACGAGUUCGGAGGCUCAUAAAAAAAUCGCCGACUUUUUUGGAAAAGUCAAAGAUAAGGCUGAAAAUGUCGAAAGGAUAAUUAAAGAAAAAGACAAACAUGGUAUAUUAGCAAAAAUGAAAGAAGGCGCAGAAAAUGUUCAAACAAAAAUCCAAGCGAAAGCCGAAAGCGUGCUUAAACCACAAUUCGAGAAUUCAAAAGAUAGUAACGAUUUCAACUUGAAAAGCAGUAAACAUCUUUUAGCUUCAAUUGAAAAUAGUCACGGUAUGGAAAUAGCGCAAUUAUUACUUUCUUUAUUACACGCUUGGGGUAUAGAUAAUGAUCUUGAUACGGUUUGUCAAGUAAAACUUGGAUUAUUACGGCCUAUGGUACCAGUUUCUUUUGGUGUUUUAUCAAAAUCGAAUCAUAUGUCUCUGUUACUUCCCACUUGGCACACAGCCGUUCCUAUCGAUGAAGAAAAAUUAAUGGUCGAUCGUUCGUUAGCGAAUAGCUUACCUUUAGAAUUGGUUAAAAGAGAACAUUUAACCAGAGUGUUUACGUCAAGAACGCAUUGGGAACUUAGCACGACGCUUACAAGUAAUCAUUUAAUAGCUAUUAUCGCUUUAUGUCACACUUUAAUGUCGAUGAGCAACGCGACGUUUGUCCCAGAGCAAGAACGUAAUCGAAAGUUACACAGAAUGUGUUCGAGGGUGAAGUGGAGUAAACAAGAUGAGGAACACGAAGAAAUGUUUACGCAACAACAAGCUCAUAUUAAACAGGGUUGGUCUUUGUUGGCAACUUUACAUUGUGUGUUAUUACCUGAUAAGGUGGUUGGAAAUGGAUCGAAAUCUUUUAAACGUCCACAUGUUGAGAUGAUGGCAAAAAGAUGGCAACAUCAUUGUGUGGAAGUUCGCGAAGCUGCUCAAGCGCUUCUCCUGGCCGAAUUAGGACGGUUGGGUCCGAAAGGACGUAAAGUUCUUGUUGAAUCAUGGGCUCAAUUCCUUCCAUUAUAUACCCAAAGCGAAAUGAUUAAUCAGCAAUCGAAUCAAACAAAUUCCAAUCAUGUUAACAAUUCUGGUCAGAAUAAUUCACCAGAAACUGUGGAGGAUGAAGAUGAAGAAGAGGAAGAGGAACAUUUUAGGAAACCGUCCAGCAUUGCUGAAUUAAAGCGAAAACAAACUACCGCUGUUAUUUUAUUAGGAGUUAUCGGGGCAGAAUUUGGACAAGACAUAACGAACGAUAAAAAAGUUAAUGAAGAUAAAUGGAAAGGUUCGGUUGCGGAAGGGUUUGGAAACGGAAAUAGUAAUUUGGCGCGUUUAACUUCGAUGGCUCUAUCUCAUUUAUUAUUAGCAUCACCUUCUAGUAAGUUACCAGCGCAUACUCCAUUAAGGAGGGCUGCUAUAGAUCUGAUUGGACGCGGGUUUACUGUUUGGGAACCUUAUUUAGAUAUUAGUAAAAUUCUUUUAGGUUUACUAGAAUUAUGUGCAGAAGCUGAUAAAUUAGUGCCAAAUAUGACUUAUGGAUUACCAUUGACACCACAUGUUGAUUCAUGUCGAACUGCAAGACAUGCUUUGGUUUUAAUAGCGACAGCUAGACCGGCUGCUUUUAUAACAACAAUGGCUAGAGAAGUAGCCAGAUAUAAUGCGAUGCAACAAAAUGCGCAGACCCUUAAUGUUAACAUGAAUAAUACUGUUUUACAUAAAGCUAAACCAGAAAUAUUACGUUGUGUGGAAAUGCUUAUAGAUAAAUUACCCAUAGAGAUGACUGAUUUAUUAGUAGAAUUAAUGGAUAUAAUUUUGCAUUGCUUAGAUCCAGGCCACUUAAAAUCUAAAACUCUUCAAGAGGUCUUUCCAGUUAUUUGUAAAUUUAACCAAUUAUCACAUUGUUUUACAACAAGACGGAUAGCAGUUGGUGCAUCAAAUGGAACAUUAACAAUUUACGAACUAAGGCAAGCGAAAUGUACAACAAUAUCCGCUCAUUCAUCUCCAAUAACAGCUUGUUGCUUCAGCCCUGAUGGAAAAUACUUAGUCAGUUAUGCUUGUGGAGAAAAUAAACUUUGUUUUUGGCAAAGCAGUACAGGCAUGUUUGGACUUGGAACAGCUCAAACACGUUGUAUAAAAUCGUACAGUACAGCUCCAAUAGCAGACGUUUCAAGAUUAAACCCAAUGCGUUUAGCUAAAUUGGUUUGGAUCAAUAAUCGAAUGGUAACAUUAAUGUUAGCGGAUGGAUCAGAAACUAGGUUCAAUGUGUAACGGCCAAUAACAAAGGAUCUUGAUCAUAAGCUUUAUAAAAAAAAAGAAAAAAACCUCUUUACUCUUCUUACCUAUCUCUUAUUAAUUAUUAAACCACAACUUGUUACUAUUGUUGUCGUUCGCCAUUGGAAAAACCCAAAAAUGUUUGAAAAAUGGUUAAUAGUGUAGGUCGUUUCUAAAUUUUUCCCGAAACUUAGAAAACUAUAAUUAUAUUGUACAGAGUUUUAAAAAGUACGUACGAUUGAGUCGCAUUAUUACAGACGUGGUUUUUCGUGUCAAGGGUGACAAUAAGUAUUAAAAUAAAACGGUGUAGAUGAAAGAAACAAAAAUAACGAAUCACAGAUUGGAAAAGAAACCAGUAUAUUAGUAGUAAAUGGUACGUUAAAUAUUUAUAAUAUAAUCACUGAAUGUUGUAUAACAUUGAAAAUCAAUUCGUGCCUGGCUUCUGGUGUAAAAAAAAUAUAUAUAUGAACAGCAAUGAAAAUAAGUUUUUGUGUAUUUCUACAGAGACUUAUUUUAAUGACUGUAUAUAAUAAUCUUUACAAAUCCUUCUAUAUACAUAUUCAAAAUGAUUGCAAGAAAAUGGGUUUUAAUUUAAGUUUUCUUUUCAUCCAAGAAAAUGGAUGAAUAAAAUGAUUUUAACUAAGCUCUUAAU
Messenger RNA from Onthophagus taurus, 5356 nucleotides. RefSeq names its product WD repeat-containing protein Rbcn-3B (gene Rbcn-3B). Gene Ontology annotation, cellular component: cytoplasm. The record is from RefSeq and is a predicted model, not a curated record. Gene Ontology annotation, molecular function: protein binding. Lineage: Eukaryota; Metazoa; Arthropoda; Insecta; Coleoptera; Scarabaeidae.